Molecule: messenger RNA, 1118 nt
Organism: Photinus pyralis (common eastern firefly)
Lineage: Eukaryota; Metazoa; Arthropoda; Insecta; Coleoptera; Lampyridae
Product: peptidyl-alpha-hydroxyglycine alpha-amidating lyase 2-like
Exons: 5
Biological process (GO): peptide metabolic process
Cellular component (GO): membrane; extracellular region
Molecular function (GO): protein binding; catalytic activity
Source: RefSeq, a predicted model, not a curated record
GUUUCCUACCAUCUUUGCUCUCACACUCAUGGAGUAGUGCUCUCCCGGAAAUCAGAAGGUGAGCAUUUUACUCCGGAGCAUUUCUUCUCAGGAACUGUUACAAUACAGAAGAGUAUCCUAACCGUUAGAUUCUCCCUUGGAAAUAUUCCGUCCGUAACAUUUACACUACAAUCUUCCUUGUUAUAUUUAAUCCAAUGUAAAUACAUUAUAGUCUCACCUACUAAUCACCGUUUCUUCUCUUCUAGUACCUUUGAUUACAAUAAUAACUACCGCCACCAAAAAUUGGGACCAAUAACUUCUCACACGGUUUUAACCCUAGACCCUCAAACUGGACGCGUCCUGAAAAAAUGGGGAAAAGACAUAUUCUACAUGCCACACGGACUUACAAUCGACCACCACAACAACAUGUGGAUAACAGACGUGGCCAGACAUCAGGCGUUCAAGUUUUGCCCCGACAUGGACGAACCGCAGUUGAUUUUUGGACAGAAUUUCGAACCGGGAGACGACAAAGAUCACCUUUGCAAACCGACCUCAGUUGCUGUUGCUUCCACCGGUGAAAUAUUCAUCGCCGACGGUUACUGCAACAGCCGAAUUUUAAAGUUUACGGCGUUGGGGCGUCUUAUGAGAACAAUACCCAGUGGAAAUGAAUGUCUCUCUCUGUCCGUUCCUCAUCAUACGGCGUUAAUAGAGUCUUUGGACCGAAUUUGUGUCGCCGAUAGAGAAAAUAAAAGAGUGGUUUGUCCUUCUGCAGAGCUUAGUGAGAGAUCUUUGACGCAGCCGCUUACAAUUCAAACUCCAGAUAUGGGUCGAAUUUUUGGAAUAGCGGCAGUAGGUGAAAUUAUUUAUGCAGUUAAUGGACCAUCAUUACCUUUCGAUAUGCAGCUUCCGGUCCAGGGAUUUAUUAUUAGCGCCGAAAAUGAAACAGUGAUCGGGGAUUGGGGUCCAUUUGAGAAAUUUCAAAAUCCGCACGCUAUAGCGGCGUCGCCCAACACAUCGUCGCUUUACGUUGUCGAAAUUGGGCCCAACAAAGUUUGGAAAUUUAAUUUGGUACGUGGAAAACAAUAAGGAGGAUAACGUAAUCUUCUGCCCAUAGUAUAUUAUUAAUAUUAUACAAAUUU